UGAUGCACGACAUGCACCACAAUUCACUCCGCUACAUCAAAAUGAGUUUCCAACACUAAGCCUUUGCUUCGGUAACUAGGACCCCCAUAAAAAAAGCAACGAUAAGUGUCCCUGGAAAAGACAGUGUAAGAGUAAUAUCCACAGUUGGUGCUUAUGAAGGCAAGUAAGUCAAGGGGAGUUGGUGGGGAGCUAUCUUGCAAUGGACCUUUUAAUUCACUUAAUCAGUUUUUUUUACAAAAUGGAGAACUUUUACCUUAAAACAUAUUAUAGUGACAUUUGUGUAGGUUCAGUUGCAUGUCGACUUGAGAAGAAGGAAGGUGGAGCUGUUCGUAUUUACAUAAUGACUUUGGGUGUUUUAGCUCCAUAUCGUGGUCUAGGAAUUGGUACAAAGCUGUUAAAUCAUGUGCUUGAUCUUUGUACAAAGCAGAAUAUCAAAGAUAUUUACUUGCAUGUACAGACAAGUAAUGAAGAUGCCAUUAACUUCUAUAAGAAAUUUGGCUUCGAGGUUACUGAUACCAUCCAAAACUAUUACACAAACAUUACCCCACUAGACUGUUAUGUCCUAACCAAGUUUCUCUCUCAAACAAAGAAAUGAUACGUGGGAGCUACCUCGGUUGAGAUUUCGUCGAGCCUCGACAUAGUUUUGAGGUUCUGAACCUUCUGGUUCUACUCUUUGUUAUUUAUGGGGUAAUAUACCACGAUUGUUGGACUGCCUCUCUUUUUUGUAUCAUCUUAAUGUGCAACAAGUGGUUUAAUUGUUAAAGAUAUAGGACAGUUCAUUUAAGGCAGAAUUUAGUUAUUGUUUGAGUCAUGAUUGACCCCUUUAAUGGUAUGUGUAUCUCCGCACAAAGCUUCAUAGAUAUAUCAUGCAAACAGAAGCAGUCGGUUUUUGCUUUAUAGUUGUACUUAAAAUCCUGUUUGAUGUAUGAGGCAGAAAGUUUUCCGCCGA
Molecule: messenger RNA, 949 nt
Organism: Nicotiana tabacum (common tobacco)
Lineage: Eukaryota; Viridiplantae; Streptophyta; Magnoliopsida; Solanales; Solanaceae
Source: RefSeq, a predicted model, not a curated record